Messenger RNA from Megalobrama amblycephala (Wuchang bream), 3399 nucleotides. It is a transcript of the gene vit, whose product is annotated as vitrin. Gene Ontology annotation, biological process: extracellular matrix organization; positive regulation of cell-substrate adhesion. The record is from RefSeq and is a predicted model, not a curated record. Lineage: Eukaryota; Metazoa; Chordata; Actinopteri; Cypriniformes; Xenocyprididae. The transcript has 23 exons. The coding region runs from base 204 to 2618 and encodes 804 amino acids.
CCUCCAGCAUCACACACACACACACACACACACACACACACACACACACUGACAGGUCGAGCAAUCCUUUACCGCGCUGAGCAACAGCGCGCGCGAUUACUUUCAAAGCGUCUGUGCGCGUGAGCCGAGCAGCUGUAAAGGAAGCAAUACAGAGGCUCAAGAAAACAUUUGACCGGAUUUACACUCCUGCUGUGGAGCUCAAGAUGAGUAAACCAACUCUCACGGCUGUCUUCAUCGCAUUUCUGCUGACUUCUAGUGGAGCAAAGCCAAAUGGAAAGAACAAAAAGCCAAAACAAGUCGUGCCAGCAAUAGAAUGUGAUAUGCGGGCUGGGAAGAUCAAGCUCCCUGAGUUUAUCGUUAAGUGUCCAACUAACUGCAUGGAGAGCAAGGAGAAGGUCUAUGGGACGGGUGUAUUUGCCUCCAUUUCCAGUAUCUGCAAUGCUGCUAUUCACAGUGGAGUCAUCAGUAACUCUGGAGGAAAGGUAAUUGUGAUGAAGAUGGCAGGACAGGCGAACUACAAGGGCAGCCUUUCCAGUGGAGUCCGCUCUCUGUCCUUACACAACUGGAGAGAGUCGUUUUCAGUCUCAGUGGGUAAACCAAAGAAGGGGGUGAUCUAUCCACCCACUCUGGUCUUUGUAACUCCAAAACCCACCACAUUGAAAACAGAUGAACCCAAAAUCCUGCCGGACUCUAUGGUGUCGCCAGUGACAGAGGCUCCUGAAACAGAGUCCACCACAGCUCCGCCCACAACCACUCCUGUGGCCACACCCACCACCACAGCCCCACCCACUACCACAUCAGCCAAGCCACGGGUCACCAUUCAUAAAGUCCGCGAGGCAGGCAGCAGUCACCCGUAUUUCAGCUCUGUUGCACGACAAUCACAGAGCGCCCAAGGAAAGGGUCCUAUGCAAGCAUUUAGAGGCAGCUCCGUCUAUGCCAAUAGGUUUUCACCACGCACAAACACAGGUGUGCACAGGUCAGAGAGCCCCACCAUCAGAAGACAGCCACAUGUUGCCUCAGCUUCAGCAGCUUUCAGUCGGGUGCAGCCGCAGUCUGAGAGAAAGCAGCACACGCCGCAGUCUAAUCCCACAUAUGCACGAAGAGAUUGGACGCACCCUCCAUAUGCACGACCUGAUUGGUUCUCUGGCACCAGAAGGCCAACAGAUAGUAGCCACUCAGUGCCAAACACAGGCUAUAAAUGGAGCAGGAUGAGCACUGGAGACCCUGCAGUUCUUGACCCGCGGCCUGAUAGCACAGAGUAUGAGCACUGGCCGUACAACUUUGGACAGUUUUCUCCUGAGCCAGAACACAAGCCUCCAUCUGUGACGAGCCAUGGCAGAGAGGCACCUACUGAGACAAACCCAUUCAAUUCAGGAUUCAGCGCUCGAGGACACAAGCCAACAGCCAGAGCUCCUAAACUCCCUGAACGUACUCAAGGAGAUCCAAAUUGUAAAGUUGAUAUAGCGUUCCUCAUGGAUGGCAGCUGGAGCAUUGGGAAACGACGAUUUAAGAUUCAGAAAGACUUCCUUGUGGAGGUUUCUCAGGUUCUCAAUGUGGGAACGGCAGGACCCAUGAUGGGCAUCAUUCAAUAUGGGGAUGAUGCGGUCACAGAAUUCAGUCUGAAACAGUACUCCAGCUCCAAUGAGGUGAAAUCAGCCAUCGACACUAUAGUGCAGAAGGGCGGCCUUUCACAUGUAGGGAAGGCCCUCUCCUACAUCAACAAGCACUUCUUCAGUGAUGCUAAUGGGAAUCGAGGCGGGGCGCCCAAUGUGGCCGUGGUGCUGGUGGACGGCUGGCCCACUGACAGGGUGGAGGAGGCCUCGCGUCUGGCCAGAGAGUCGGGCAUCAACAUCUUCUUUGUCACCAUCGAGGGCCCAGAUGAGAAUGAAAAACAGAACGUGGUGGAGGCCAACUUUGUUGACAAGGCUGUGUGCAGAACCAACGGCUUCUUCUCGCUGCCUAUAAAGAGCUGGUUCGCUCUGCGGGAAGCUGUGCAGCCUCUGGUGAAGAGCGUGUGCGACACCGACCGCCUGGUGUGCAGCAAGACCUGCCUGAACGCCAACGACAUCGCCUUCGUCAUCGACGGCUCCAGCAGCGUGGGAACCGGAAACUUCCGCACCGUGCUCCAGUUUGUGGCAAACGUGACGCGGGAGUUCGAGAUUUCAGACACAGACACACGCGUAGGAAUCGUACAGUACACGUAUGAGCAGAGGCUGGAGUUCGCUUUCGGACAGCACAACAACAAAGCCGACUUGCUGAAUGCUAUCAAGCGCAUAAACUACUGGAGCGGAGGAACCAGUACGGGAGCCGCCAUCACAUACGCCGCGGACCAGCUCUUCAGCAAAUCCAAACCCAACAAGCGCAAGAUCAUGAUUGUCAUCACAGACGGACGCUCCUACGAUGACGUGAGGGUGCCGGCGAUGGCGGUACAUCAGAAAGGUGUGAUUGCGUACUCCAUCGGCAUCGCCUGGGCAGCGCAGGACGAGCUGGAAUACAUCGCCACCGACCCGGACAGAGAGCACUCUUUCUUUGUGGACGAGUUUGACAACCUCUACAAGUUUGUGCCAAAAAUUAUUCACAACAUCUGCAACGAGUUCAACUCCCAACCACGUAACUGAACCAUGCUGGAAGAUCACAUUACCAGUCACAGGUUUAGUGUGGUUAGAAGCCUCACUAUCUGAUGAAAGGCGUAGAAGAGGACAGCAUGUUUCCAGCUUCGAUAUUUUGCAAUUUAAACAAAAUUCAGUGUGGAAAUGAUCAUUUAAUGAUGGCGGUGAAUGUGUGUUCAGUGACUUUGGAUUAAAGUGUGACGGACUGAGAGAAAACACAUGCUUACAGCUUUUACAUAGAUUCUUUCAGUUAAAGAUUAUUUAUAUUUUACAUGCUGAACAAAAUAAUAUGAAAAAUUACAUAAUUAUUAUAUCUUUUUUUCAUAUGGAAAGCUUAUAGCUAAUUCUCUGCACAAGAUAAAGGUGUCAAGCAAAAAAUGUUUAUUUGUAAAUGAAAAAUCUUUUGAAAUGAUGUGCUAGAAGAACGGGAUUUUGCUUUUGUUCAGAAGACAGGAUUGUUAAUGCAUGCAUGAACUGACUGAUGGUACCGUAAUGUACAAGAUAUUUUUCAAGGCAAAAAAGUGACCAAUGUUGGAGUAUUAAGAGUGUUUUGACAGGAAGUUACAGAAAGGCAAGCUUCAGUUGUGUGGUUUGAUGACUAUAUCCAUUCAAACAGAUGUUGAUCAUAGACCUAAAAAGUUUUUUUUUUUUUUUUCCUUGUCAGUUUAAAUUCAUAUAUUGUAAUUUUUGUAUUUGUAUAUAUAAAAAAAUGCUUGUAUUUUUGUUUAAGAUGACACAACUGAUCCAGUAUUUUAAUGCAAUUUUUAAUAAAAAUGAUUAUUUAAAACCA